CAAAAACACAAUUCAACUCAAUAUAAACAAUGGAAAGUUUUGCGAAAUUUGAAGAGAAUAAAACCAGUAUUAAUUUCCUAACACUACCUUGGCAAGAUGUUAUAUUCUCGCACAUAUUUUACAACCUUCCUUUGUCCGAUGUUGCCAGAAUUCGUCGGACGAGCAGAACAUUUAAUGAGCUGUGCUUAGCCUACUUCGAAUACUGCACUAACUUGAACUGCUUUCCCGUUUCAAGCAAGCUGACAGAAGAGGCAUUUGUACAGAUUACGAAGGAUUCGCGCUCUUUGCAAAAGCUUAGCCUUGAGAACUGCAAAACCUUCAAAGAUGCGACUUUAGUGAACGUUUUACAAAGAAAUUCAAACCUAAUUUCACUGAAUAUAAAUGGCUGCAAUAGUUUAUCCAAUCAAAGUCUAUUCACAGUUGCCGAAUGCUGCAGGAAUUUAGUUCAACUUCACUUGAGAGAGUGCAGAUGGGUUUCGUCCGAGCGUAUUAUAAAAUUAGCCGAAUCUUGCAAAAUGCUUGAAAUUGUUGAUCUAAGUGGUUGCUGGGAAGUUGACAAUGAAUGCUUGGUUACUUUGGUGAUGUCAUGUCCAAAAAUAACCCAACUUAGUGUGAACGGCUGUUAUGGAAUAACCGAUACGUCGCUUCACAUUCUGAGCCGUCAGCUCGCAGAACUCACGAGGUUCGAGCUUGACGGUUGUUGGAGAGUUACGAAUCGAUCGAUCAAAAUGAUUGGAGAAUAUUGUAGCAAGCUGCAGUACCUCAACGUUAAAGAUUGCCGGGAUAUCUCAGAGGCAAGCCUAGCUAGGCUGCGGGUUAAGGGUGUGGUCAUUAACAGAAAACCGGAGAUUCCAAUGUCACGAAUUCUAAUGCAGUAUUUCAAUAAGCCUGCAAUGCAUAUGACACCACUUCGAUUUGAUCCAACAUAG
Molecule: messenger RNA, 929 nt
Organism: Paramuricea clavata
Lineage: Eukaryota; Metazoa; Cnidaria; Anthozoa; Malacalcyonacea; Plexauridae
Source: the annotation of a GenBank genome assembly